Parnassius apollo (apollo) is the source of this 1080-nucleotide messenger RNA. Lineage: Eukaryota; Metazoa; Arthropoda; Insecta; Lepidoptera; Papilionidae. The record is from the annotation of a GenBank genome assembly.
AUGAAACACAUUUACUUCCUUAAAGCUGUGUUUGAUAUCUGUGGAGCUCUACACUACAAUCCAAAAAACCCUACAGGGCUAAGCGCGUACGCAGCAAAAUUUUCGCGUGCCCGCGGCAGGUGGAGGCGGCGCGGGCGGUUUGCUUGUCCAUCAGUUCAGCUUCAGUUGGACAUGGACAGACUGGACAGUCGAGUGCGACGCGCGGUGGUGAACGGUUCUGUUAUUAGUGAGUGCAGUGAUCGGUCCGUGUGUGAAUGUCCAAUGUUUCCAUGCAAGGCGCGGGGGCGGAUCGAAAAUGCAAAAGAUAAAGACAACACUUGUGCUAUAAUUUCGCAAGAACUUAUUAUCUGUGAAACGGACAAUAACAUAGAUGCAUCGGUAUUUCAAAUUUGGACAUUGUUCUCGGAGAUAUAUUUAUUAUGUUGGCAUGUGCCACAGGGGACGCCAGGCAGCGGGGAGGGCAGCAGUGGGAGUAGUAUGGCGGAGGCGGCGUCCUUAAGUCGUAGUCCAAGAUUCCUGCGCAAGAAGCGUCGACUCUCGCGGUUACUGGACAAGCUGGCAGUUCAACUGCAGAAUAACAAUCAUUAUCCACUCCCACCCUGGCUCAUGCUCGAGCCUCCUUAUUUUGAACCGAAGGCUCCGGAAGAGGCUCCGCUUGAUCUCUCUGUGAAAUCAGAAACACCGAAAAUAGAACGAAAGGAACCGGCCGGCUACAACUGCGAGACUUGCGGUCAGACGUUCGCUGUUCAUGACCGCCUUGCUAAGCACGUUGCUUCACGACACCGUGACAAAACACCCGAAGCAGCCCGUGCAUACGAGUGCGAGAUUUGCCGCCGGCGUUUCGCCCGCUCCGAUAUGUUGACCCGCCACGCCCGUUUACACAGCGGCAUUAAGCCGUACUCUUGUUCUGCUUGCGGGCAGGUGUUCUCCCGCUCGGACCACCUGGCGACUCAUCAACGCACUCACACAGGUGAGAAGCCUUAUCGUUGCCCUGCUUGUCCAUACGCCGCUUGUCGCCGUGACAUGAUUACGCGCCACAUGAGGACGCACUCACGUCGAGCGCCACCCACCGAAAUCUAG